AUGCUAGGCACACCGGUUCUCCUCCGGUGGGCAAUGAAAACACGAGGACCGAUGGGAAAAACUCUUCGAAUCGUUCUCGGCUCUCUUGUCUUCUUCUUUAUAAAUUUAUCGAUAAUUUAUUACUAUGUGCAAAUCGAGAAACCAAGCGAUCAAUCGGUGAUACAAGAGAGAGCGAAUGAGAAACUGCAUGAGCAACUACAAUGUGUGCUCGAUGGAAGCAAUGAACUAGCAAAAAGCGCUCUGAAUAGGGCGGCGUGUCGACUUCAGAAUGGUUCAUUUCAUGAAACGAUGCCGCUGAGUGGAUGUCAUAAUUAUGAUACAUCCCUAGCUGGUGUGAGCAUGGGAUGUUUCUAUGAUCAAAGCUCGAAUCGACAGCUAAAGGGUCAUCAAUAUGAUUUUGCUGACAACACCAGGGACAAAUGCGAAAGUCACUGCUAUCGAGCUGGUUUUUUGUAUUACGGAGUCGAAUACGGGAAAGAGUGCUUUUGUGGAGAUGAUUUUGAUGCUCAAUAUAUUAUUGAACGGUCUAAAUGUAAAGAAUACAAUUGCACUGGAGAUGAUUCACAAAAAUGUGGCGGGUUUGACGCUAUUGAUAUCUACAGAACGGGUUUAAUUAUCAAAGCAGCUCAACUAACGAGGCGACCCUUGUACUUGGAGGUUGAACGACUAAAAGAAAAACCGACAAAAGCACGUAUUUUAUUUGUCUUGCAAUUGAAUGGACGAAAUAUUCGACAGGUUCAACGUUUAUUGAAAUCAAUCUACUCGCCAAAUCACUUUUAUUACAUUCACGUUGAUAAACGACAAAUCUACAUGUUGAGUAAAAUGCGAGAUCUUGCUGCUCGUCUAGCAAAUCUCUACGUGGAACCUGAAGGUCGGAGUACAAUUUGGGGUGGAGCUUCACUACUUGACAUGAUCACUGAUGCAAUUCGUACGACCAUAAACAUUCCAAACUUUUCUUCUUGGGAUUACCUCGUCAACUUGUCCGAGUCGGAUUUCCCGGUGAUGUCGCUAGCCGAAUUGGAAACACAGCUCACAUUGAACAAUGGACGUUCAUUUUUGGCAAGUCAUGGCUACAAUACGGCUCGCUUCAUUCAAAAGCAAGGAUUCGAUUAUGUCUUUGUUGAAUGCGAAGAAAGAAUGUGGAGAGUUGGCAAGAGAAACGAAUUCCCGCGUGGCUUGCGAAUUGACGGUGGAUCGGAUUGGGUCAUUUUACACAAGGAUUUCGCCAAAUAUUCCAUUUCGAACGAGGAGUUGCCACAAAAGUUGCGAACACUCUUCUCAAGCAUCAUCCUUCCCGUUGAAAGUUUUUAUCACACGUUAGCUGCAAAUUCAAUGUAUUGCGAUCAUGUGGUGACAGGGAAUUUGCGAUUAACGAAUUGGAAUCGAAAACAAGGAUGUCGAUGUGCGUCUUUGAAAAAGGUUGUCGAUUGGUGCGGAUGUUCACCGCUAGUGUUCACAAAAGAUACAAUUCAUAAGUUUGAACUUGAGAAAGCCAAAGAGAAAGUCUACUAUUUGGCUAGGAAAUUUGAAAACUUGAUUGACGUGGAUGCGAUUGCUGCAGCUGAAGCACAAGCGAUGAGAGAUCGCUCUCAUUUGCUUAACACCAAUUCGAAAGCCUUCAACACAUCGCAUGUCAACCUUUACGAGGCUGGCUUUGAUGGAUAUUCUGAAUCUUACACUUUAUUGACGCAACGUCUUUUUUCGAUGGCAAAAUUGGGCUCAUUAUCCUUCGGUUCACUGCGUUCCAUUCAUGUUUAUCGAGAACAUUUCGAAGCAAACUGGCAACUCGUUUUCACUGUUUUGACGACUCAUGGGCAAACGAUUGAACUUCUUGCUCAGCGGAUACAUGAUACGCUGAUUGAAGAACAACCAAUUGUUAAUGGGUACAUUUUGAGAAGCAUACGAAUAGGAGUUUCAAUCGAUCACAAAGAAGAGAUUUUCCGAGGUUAUACCGGAUAUGUUGAUCAGACUGGAUCUCCAACAAUUCUUCUCCAAUGGGAACGAAUGAGUGACUUGCCGACAAGUAUUCCCGAGAAUAAGACUUCGCCUGCAAUUCAGAUCAUAUGGAAAGAUCAAACUGGUCACAACAAACUGGAAUUUGGACUGCUACAAUUACUGAUGGUAGUCGAGCGAUUGGGCGAGUUCGAUUCCCCACUUUUCGACUCGAGUGUUAAGGAAGACUUUUUCCAAAUGGUGGCCAAGUUCUAUCGCCUCGUUGCCUCAUGCUCAUCUCCUGUGGAGUGCAGUGGUUCACUAUGGAGUACCUAUUAUCCGGAUCCAAAAUCCGACAUUCUUGUCGGUUACGAUGAACGACUCGGGUACCUAGUG
Messenger RNA from Mesorhabditis belari, 2328 nucleotides. Lineage: Eukaryota; Metazoa; Nematoda; Chromadorea; Rhabditida; Rhabditidae. The record is from the annotation of a GenBank genome assembly.